Molecule: messenger RNA, 1349 nt
Organism: Scomber japonicus (chub mackerel)
Lineage: Eukaryota; Metazoa; Chordata; Actinopteri; Scombriformes; Scombridae
Gene: cab39l1
Product: calcium binding protein 39, like 1
Exons: 9
Coding region: 315-1346 (343 amino acids)
Biological process (GO): intracellular signal transduction
Molecular function (GO): protein serine/threonine kinase activator activity
Source: RefSeq, a predicted model, not a curated record
UGAAGUUGUCAGACAGGCCAGCCCAGCAACUCUCUCUUCACAACUAGGUAGCUAGCAAGUUAGGUGACAGACGGCCACGGGAGGAGAGAUUUACAUGAAACAGCACCGCUAUGAAGGUCGUCCGUUUGUAGCUACAGUCGGUACGAGUUAGAGCUAACUUCGAGAUCUCAGAUAACAUUUCAAAGUAACCUGACAGUGAGGAAGCAAAGUGGAAACAAUUCGCUAGCCUGCCAGCUAACCUUUUAGCCUCCGACCCUCUUUCAGCUUCAAACCUCUGUUCAGUCGAUUGGACUUGGAUCACACUCGUUUCAACCAUGCCUUUUCCUUUCGGGAAGUCACAGAAGAAUCCAGCUGAAAUAGUGCGGAGUCUGAAAGAGAAUGUGGCAUACAUGGAAAAGCUGGACGCUGGAGACAGCAAGAAGUGUGAAAAGGUUGCAGAGGAAGUGUCAAAAAAUCUGGCUACCCUGAAGGAGGUACUCUGUGGAACAGGUGACAAGGAGCCUCAGACCGAGGCAGUGGCUCAGCUCGCACAAGAGCUGUACAACACCAACCUCCUGAUUGCUCUCAUUGCAAAUUUGCAGAGGAUUGAUUUUGAGGGGAAGAAGGAUGUGGUUCAUUUGUUCAGUAAUAUUGUGAGACGUCAGAUUGGCACCAGAACACCCACGGUAGAAUACAUCUCUACACACCCUCAGAUCCUCUUCAUGCUUCUAAAAGGAUACGAGAGCGCAGAGGUGGCUCUGAACUGUGGAAUGAUGUUGAGAGAGUGCCUGCGUCACGAGCCUCUGGCACGGACGGUGCUCUUCUCUGAAGAGUUGUACUGCUUUUUCCGUUACGUGGAGCUCUCAACCUUUGACAUAGCCUCAGACGCUUUUGCCUCAUUCAAGGAUCUCCUCACAAGACACAAGAUUAUGUGUGCAGACUUCCUGGAGAAUAACUAUGACAGGGUAUUUACAGAAUAUGAGAAACUCCUGCACUCUGACAACUACGUCACUAAACGACAGUCUUUGAAGCUCCUUGGGGAACUUCUCCUGGAUAGACACAACUUCACUGUCAUGACAAAGUACAUCAGUCGGGCAGAGAACUUGAAGCUGAUGAUGAACUUGCUAAGAGACAACAGCCGAAACAUCCAGUUUGAGGCCUUCCACGUCUUCAAGGUAUUUGUCGCAAACCCCAACAAGACUCAGCCCGUGCUGGACAUACUGCUGAAGAACCAGACCAAGCUAGUGGAAUUCCUGAGCCACUUCCAGACAGACAGAUCCGAGGAUGAGCAGUUCUGUGACGAGAAGAACUAUCUGAUCAAGCAGAUCCGGGACCUGAAGAGGCCCGCGGCACCCGAGGAAGCUUAAGGC